Messenger RNA from Schistosoma bovis, 4979 nucleotides. NCBI's taxonomy places the organism in Eukaryota, Metazoa, Platyhelminthes, Trematoda, Strigeidida, Schistosomatidae. The record is from the annotation of a GenBank genome assembly.
AAAAAUAAGCGGACGAAGCGCGCUUUACGUCUUUACUCUUGUAGGUAGCUAUUCGGGUCAAUUCUCACACUCAUUCCCUUCCUUUUUGGUAUGAGUUAUUCUAUGGAACCGCCAGCAAUGAGCACUUUUUUAUCAGACAACGAAACAGUUGGAGAAUCCACUAACCUUUUGCAUCUCGAAGGUCAUAGUUGGAGCCAGCUGCAAGAUGGGACUAUUGAGAUAACUGACCGAUUGCCUAAGAAAGAAUACUACAUGAGUCUUCGGAGGUUCAACAGCACUGGUCCUAAUUCUGGAACUGCACACAGGUUGGGAAGUAUUUCCAGUGGUUCAGCUGCUGGAUUAGCCAAUGGAUCAUCUGGUUUACUAGGUGGUAACUCACCCUCACCGCGCCCAUGUGGUAGUACUCUACGUGGAUCAUCACACCCAUCGGUUGUUGAUUUUAAACCUUCUGGUAAAAUAGUAGAUUGUACGGUUGUAAUGCUGGAUGGCACAACAAGAGAGUUUCGUUUAGAUAAAGCUGCCUAUGGACAACAAUUAUUCGAUGCUGUUUGUACACAUCUUGGUUUAUUAGAGGUUGAAUUCUUUGGCAUCACAUAUUACGAUUCAACUAAUAAUUGGUUCUGGCUCCAAACUGAUCAGAAAAUUGCAAAACAAAUCGGUAAAAAUGAAUGGCAGUUUGAAUUUCAAGUUAAAUUCUAUCCAUGUGAUAUCGACUCAAUCAAAGAAGAUAUAACACGUUACUAUCUUUGUCUACAAGUACGGCAGGAUAUAGUUAGUGGACAGCUUCCAUGUUCAUUUGUAACUUAUUGCAUUCUUGGGUCGUAUAUAGUUCAAUCAGAAGCUGGCGACCAUGAUCCGACUCAACAUAUUGGCAUAAAAUAUAUACAAGAUCAUCCAUUUGCUCCUCAUAUGCUUCAAACACCUGAAAUGUUAGGAAGAAUUGUUGAACUACACAAACUUCAUCGUGGUAAAACACCUGAGGAGGCUGAUCGUUUAUUUUUAAAUAAUGCUCGUAAAUUGGCCUUGUAUGGUGUUGAUUUGCAUAAAGUUAAGACGUCUCAAGGUCAAGAUAUUACUCUGGGUGUUUAUUAUGGAGGUAUCCUGCUAUACCGUAAUCGUAUUCGUUUAAUGAGAAUUAGUUGGCCGCGUAUUAUAAGUCUAUCACAUCGUGGACGUAAUUUUAUUAUUGCACGAAGACCUGGUGAUGAUUCAUUAGAUCGUAAUAUGACUUUUAAAUGUAUUAGUCCUACACUGGCUAAACGAUUAUAUAAUGUUUGUGUGGACCAUCAUAAUUUUUUCAGACUUCGUGGGUCGUCUAGACCGAAAAAACCGAGUUUAUUCCCUUCGUUUGCUACUCGCAAAUAUCAUUAUCCUGGCACAACUGUGAAUUCAUCUUCGAUCGACGCUACUGUCGGUGUCGGUGGACAUAAUCAAACAUCUCGACCUUUAUCUAAAUUUCGUCCAAUGCCUGCCCAUCCUUCAGAGACUGGAUGGUUUACAUUUGCUAACCGCGGUGAAAUGGAUCAUAUGAAUGGUGCAGUCGCCAGUCAAUAUCAGUACCAACCAGCUAUGGUAAGUGGUGAUCCAGCCUGUAUGGAUCCCACUUAUUUCUGUAAUCAAAAUGUAAUCAAUGGACUGCCCAUACCAAAUGCUCAAGGUGUCCAACGCUAUUACCAACCAAGUAGUAAUGAUGUUACCGGCUUAAUGAAUGGUCAUCAUCCUAAUAGUAAUAAUAAUCAUAUCAAUAAUAUGCCCACAAUGAUUACUAGGAUAUCAUUUGAACCUGAACACUGGCGUAUAACUGGAGCUGAUUGUACAGCAGGCUUAGGAAUAGAUGCUCGGGGCUUAGAUGUUGCAUCUACACGUGGAGCUGGAUGGCAAGGUUGUAGAGCUAAUAAAGGUGUAAAAGCUCCAGGUGCAUAUUACUAUGAAGCGGCUUGUUUAGAGGAAGGACUUAUACGUGUCGGUUGGUCAACUAAUGAUGCCAAUUUAGAACUUGGUGCAGAUAAUUAUGGUUUUGGUUAUGGAUCCGAUGCUGUAGGCUCUGCUGGUAUGAAUGGCACUGGACGUGUAAUGCAUCGGAAUACUGGUCAUGAUUACGGAAUAAUGGUUCAUCAGGGUGAUGUAAUUGGUUGCCUGUUAGAUUUAGACAAAGGAUCAAUUUCUUGGUCAUGUAAUGGAAAAAUAUUUCAACGUGCAUUCACUAUACCUGACCAAUUAAGAGGAGAAGCUUUCUUACCAGCGGCUAGUCUAAAAGAUUCACGUAUCCUAUUUAAUUUCGGUGAAGAACAACCGUUAGAAUUCCCACCAGAUGGUUCAUUUAUUCCUGUAGCUCAAUCUGCUGAUGAUAGUCAAGUAUCUAAUCGAAAUCCUGGUUGGCGCAUGAAUCAGUACGAUGCAACGAAUGCUUUAGAUGUUGCACCCGACGGUAGUCAAGUUCAGUCACAUUUUAAUCAAGGUUGGCAAGGUUGUCGAUCAAAUCAUGGUAUUCGUGGUCUUGGACGCUUCUACUUUGAAGUAACUCCUAUUGAAUCUACUGGACUAUGGCGAGUUGGUUGGUCAACAGAUGAUGGGAAUUUAAUUGUUGGCACAGAUCAAUAUGGUUUCGGUUAUGGUGCAGAUAACGAAGGUUUCGGUUUGAAUGGACAACAAGGAAAACGUAUACAUUGUGAUGAAAUUGAAAAUUAUGGUGAAGCAUUCUCUAAAGAUGAUGUGAUCGGCUGCUUUUUGGAUACGAUUGAACACACUAUUAAAUGGUCAAAAAAUGGUUUAGAAUUUGGUGACGCUUAUCGAAUUCCAUCUGAAUUGUUACAUUCUAAAAAUUUGACAGCAUUGUAUCCGACUGUGUCCUUGUUGAAUUCUACCCUGGAAUUGAACUUUGGCGACAAACCAUUUAAAUAUUAUCCUGGGCCUGACUGGACACCUGUAUGCUGUGCUCCUCCUGAAUGUACUAAACGUUCUAGACGUAAAGGUCCUGAAGUAAGUCAGAUAUAUAUCUUGACAACUCAGUAUGUGUAUAUCCACUAUAAACACCGUGAGAUGAAAUGAUAUUAGAACUGAUAUGUAUAACAAAUAAAUUGUUUGACAAAAUCUUAAGUAAUUUAUGUCUUUAAUAGUUGUUCAAUCGAAUGUUUUGUAUUUUGUAGAAAUCCAAAAUUUUUUCGGUAUUUAAUGGGCUAUUUUUUUUUACUUAUAUGGCGUUAUUCAUUGAACAACUUGGCAGACAUAAUGAAUUAUUCAUUUUUCAUGAUUGUUAUCUUUAUCAUUCGUUGACAAAGUAUAUUACUAUCUAGUCGCCACAUUUUCGAAAGAAAAUUAAACAAACUCGACUAUCUAACAAUGGAAAAUGGUAACCAGUAGGACUAGCUAAAAGUUUUGCGUCCGAUUGAUUUAAAGUCAUACCAUGGUCUACCAUUAAUUGUAUGUUUACGUGUAUCAAUUUUGCGUACAUAAAUUGUUCUUUUCACCGAAUAUUUGUUACGGCGAUAAUCAUCAUCAUCAUGAAGUUUCUGAGGCAUAAAUUGAUGCGUGUAGAAAUGCAUCUUCAUGGACAACAGCACUUUUAAUAUAUUGGUUUAUUGACGGUAUAUACAAAGUAAUAUACAUAAAUCUUGUAAGUAAUAUAGUUAUGUCUGAUAAACAAUGUAUGAAAAGCAAUAAAUACUUUAAUAAAAUGACAUAUCCAUAGUGUUAUGUGGUGUUAUAGUCACGAAAUAUUUAUGUAUCAAUGUUUUCGUCAUGUGAGAAUUACAAGGUUAUGGUUUGCAGUGCGUAAGUCAAACUUAGUCUCAUGUUACAAGACGACACACAUAGGAGCAUCUAAAACAUGGAAGAAGGAAUAUAGGAAAAUAAUUACCUAAUAUGUGUGAUAUAAGAUUGUGGUAGCGAAUUUGUUUCACGGUUUCAUAUCCUCAACGAGAAAGUAUGUGUAUGAGUAGAUUUAAAACCACAAAUCAUGUUUACUAGUGAUAUUCAGUUACGAUAUCUCGGCUAUUUCACAAACUGAAUUGCAUUACUUAAAUAUAGAAGAUAAUCUACUUAGUAUCUUGAAGAAAAUGGUUAUAUUUAGCUUAAAAUACCGUUUACAUAAAACAUCAACUCUUAGCUUAAUACAUCUAAAUUUGUAGUGUAUGAGGUUAAGCUUAAUGUCUGUUUAUAAUUAUUAUUUCUAAUAACAAACUCAACAAUUUCUACAACCUUUCAAUCAAGAGAAAAAUUCCAGAGUUCUAGUGAGAAACUGUGACCAGCGGGGCAAAACUGUCAAGUGUGUAGAAGGUGCUCAGCGGGCACAAUGAAAGAUAGUCGCACAAUAUCGUAGAUUGAUCGAAGUUACAUUUGUGCAUCGUUGGAUACCGGCUCAGUGAUCUGAAGUUUAAGCGUUCAUGUACAAGAUCGAAGGUUCUGGGUUCGACUUCUGCGUGCGGAAUCGUGGAUGCACACUGCUGAGGUGUCCUAUGCUAGGAUGAAACAGCCGUCCAGUUCUUCCAGGUUUUCACUGUUGGUCUAGCUAAGAUGUUUUCAGUGAAAUAAUAAUUCACUUUACCAGCAAUAAUAUACCAACAUACGAUCACAGACUAGGCAAUAGACAACACCAUACAUUAUAUAUAAUGUCUCCCCCGUAGACAUUCUCAGUUGAUUUCUCUGUGCUAAUGGGACAUAGCGACUUAAGCCGAUGUACACAUAUGUUAUGUGCUGCGUUACGACUAACUGACUUACUUGAAUCGAAUUGUAGUUGUAUCUAUUACUUUUCGAGCUUGGGUCUUUUUUGUUGUUUUCUAUUGAGUAAUAGAAACCUGGACAGUAUGACCUUCAUUCAUCUGAUUUUUAUUGUGUAACCUUAUUGUUACUUGAUUGAUUAAUGCGUUUCUCCGUUUCUGUUUCAAAUAUUUGAUUGAACUUUUAUUCGCUUUAUCAAUCUAUUUGAUUUUUUAUUCAAAACAUAUGUGUAUAUACAGCGGAAAGUGAAGGGGUGGUCAUAU